Bombina bombina (fire-bellied toad) is the source of this 5211-nucleotide messenger RNA. It is a transcript of the gene AAK1, whose product is annotated as AP2 associated kinase 1. NCBI's taxonomy places the organism in Eukaryota, Metazoa, Chordata, Amphibia, Anura, Bombinatoridae. Gene Ontology annotation, biological process: protein phosphorylation. Gene Ontology annotation, molecular function: protein kinase activity; ATP binding. The coding region runs from base 466 to 4074 and encodes 1202 amino acids. The transcript is spliced from 20 exons. The record is from RefSeq and is a predicted model, not a curated record.
UAGACCUAGUUAUCAGCUGCUGAGCUGCUCCCUACAUACAAUAUUCUAUCUAAAUAUAAAUGGAACAAACUGCUGCAUAGCAUCUUAGUAUCCUAAACGAUUGAUGCUUGUAGGAUUUUCUUGUAAUGCAUGCACUGUGGGAGCUGAAAUACCACCCUUUUCUAUAACCCUUUAAUGGGUUAUUUUAGAAUCAACCUUUGCUUGACUCCAUCUCAGAUGUACUGUUGAAAUGCACAUCAUGCAUUAUUUGUCUUUAUAGGGUAGGGAUUUACCCUUAUGCAAAUAGUUUUCAUUUUAUUUCUGAAUGCAAUUGGACCUCACCUAUUUUUUUAUUUGCUGGGCUAAUAUACAGAAUUGAUCUUUAAUUUAUUAUUUAUAGGGUGUGCAAGCAAUUAAAUGAAAUAACUCACCUGACCUGGAGAAAAGGACAAUUUUGCCAGUGGACAUAUUUUGGGGGUCGAAAAAAUGAAGAAGUUUUUUGACUCCCGGCGUGACCUGGGGGGAUCAGGAUCUGGAGUCGGUAGUGGGUCGUCCAGUGGUUUGGGGACCGGUUACAUUGGAAGGGUUUUUACUAUUGGCAGACACCAGGUCACUGUGGACGAGGUUCUGGCAGAAGGUGGUUUUGCUCUUGUAUUUCUGGUCCGCACUAGCAAUGGGAUGCGCCGUGCACUCAAACGCAUGUAUGUGAAUAACGAGCAUGACCUUCAAGUGUGCAAGAGAGAGAUACAAAUUAUGCGAGAUCUCUCUGGUCAUAAGAACAUUGUUGGAUAUAUAGACUCCAGUAUUAACUCGAUGAGCGGCGGUGAUGUCUGGGAAGUGCUUAUUCUAAUGGAUUACUGCAGAGGAGGUCAGGUGGUGAACCUAAUGAACCAACGUCUGCAGACAGGGUUCACAGAAAGUGAAGUUCUCCAGAUCUUUUGUGACACCUGUGAGGCUGUGGCUCGACUCCACCAGUGCAAGACUCCAAUCAUCCACCGUGAUCUUAAGGUGGAGAAUAUCCUUUUGCACGAUCGAGGUCAUUAUGUGCUUUGCGACUUUGGAAGUGCCACUAAUAAAUGUCAGAACCCACAAACUGAAGGAGUCACUGCUGUGGAGGAUGAGAUCAAAAAAUAUACCACCCUGUCCUACCGGGCUCCAGAGAUGGUGAAUCUGUACAGCGGAAAAGUGAUCUCUACCAAGGCUGAUAUCUGGGCACUGGGCUGCUUACUGUACAAAACCUGCUUCUUCACUUUGCCGUUUGGAGAGAGCCAGGUCUCAAUCUGUGAUGGGAAUUUCACCAUCCCGGACAACUCUCGUUAUUCCCAGGACAUGCACUGCCUCAUCCGAUAUAUGCUUGAACCAGAUCCUGACAAAAGACCUGAUAUAUACCUAGUUUCCUAUUUUGCCUUUAAGAUGGUGAAGCGGGAAUGCCCUGUACAGAAUACAAAUGACUCUGUGAUCCCUUCAAAGCUUCCUGAGCCAGUGAAAGCGGGAGAAGCAGCUGCUAAAAAAUCCCAGCCAAAAACCAGACUCACAGAUCCUGUUCCAACCACUGAGACCUCCAUAGCUCCUCGCCAGAGGCCGAAAGCUGGUCAGACACAGCCCAAUCCAGGAAUGCUUCCAAUCCAGCCAGCCCUAACACCUCGUAAGAGACCAACAGUGCAGGCAGCCACUUCCACCCCAGGUGUGUCUAGCAACAUUCAGCCCCCAACUACCACAACACCUGCUCAGCAACCAACAAAACCCACAGCGCCGCCUCAACCUCAACCCAAGCCGGCCCAGCCUUCUCCUCAGGUUCCAGCUCCGGUGACAACCACUGCACAAGUAGCUACUCCACAGACUCCUAUAGUGGCCACACAGCCGGCAACCCCUCAGCAACAACAGUUAUUUCUGAAACAGCAACUCCUGCAACAGCAGCAGCAAGCAGCUUACUAUCAACAGCAACAGAUGCUGCAGGCUCAACAGAUACAGGUGAUGCAGCAGCAGCAGAUGAUGCAGGCCUUUUACUUGCAACAGCAGUUGCUAGCACAGCAAGCUGUCAUACCACAGAAAAUGGUGACUCCAAUGCAGUCCCCCUUAACCACACAAUUGCAAACACUUCCUGCUACUGUGCAGCCUGUGGUGGUGCAGGAACCAGGGAUACCAGCUGUAAUGAGAGUACAGCCGGCACCGGUCCAGCCAACCACAGGACCAAAACUUGGCUCUCUGACGCCUCCCUCAUCCCCUAAGACUCAACGUGGAGGGCAUAGGAGGAUCCUGAGCGAUGUCACACACAGUGCAGUGUUUGGCGUACCCACUAGCAAAUCUACUCAACUGCUCCAGGCAGCGGCUGCUGAGGCAAAUCUCAACAAAUCAAAGUCAGCUACUACCACACCCUCUGGCUCCCCUAGAACCUCACAGCAAAAUGUCCACAACCCUCCUGAGUCUUCUGGCUGGAAUCCCUUUGAUGAUGACAACUUCUCCAAGCUCACUGCUGAGGAACUCCUGAAUAAGGACUUUGCCAAGCUGGGAGACAGUAAACCCACAGAACAACUCAGUAGCUCUGCAGAAGAUCUUCUCUCUGGAUUCCCAGCUCCUCCUGCUGUGUCUCAAGCUGAUGCUUUUGGACCUUCUAUGUUUGUCAGUGGAUCAGCUGUGGAUAAACCUGUUGACACGCAGGGACAAGAUCCCAGCCCUCCGCUACACACACAGUCUGAUCCCUUCUUACCUCUCCCUCUGUCUGAUGCUCCAGAGAAAUUGAUCGAGGGCCUCAAAUCUCCAGAACCCCAACUCCUGCUUCCUCACCUUGUACAACUGGCCGAUCCUUUUGGAAGCCACAACGAGACUGUGAAUGGGAAAUCUGAUCUGGUGGUGGAGAGUCUGAUUCCUGGCCUAGAGCCUCCCAUGCCUCAGCGUCUCUCAUCCCAGGCAGACUCCAUUGCUUCAAACCGCACAGACUCCCUCACUGGGGAAGAUUCUCUCCUCGACUACUCACUUCUCUCUAAUCCAGCGGCUGACCUACUUGAUGAGUUUGUGCCUGUAACUUUGUCAGCUCCAGCAUCCGCAGGUCUACCGAUAGACUCUCUAAGUUUUCCAGCUGGAAGUACUGGGCAACUCAAAACACCAAAUACUGGAGGAUACCCUUUGUCUGAAAAAACGAAUGUCCUAGAAAUGAAGAGUGACUUUCCAUCCAAGGGUCCAUCUAGUUGCAGCUCUUUUCACAGUAGUGAAGGUGAGGGUACUGACCAUGAGCCCGACCUUUUGGACUGUAGUGGGUCAAGGCCUCUUCUGCAGGAAUCAGAUGAAGAAGAUGGUUCUGGUAAAGCCAAGGUUGCAGAAUUAGUAUCUGCUCAGAAGGAAAACCUCCACACACAGGCUAUCCAUGGCUAUCCUUUCCAAAAAGGGGUAAAUCAACCACCUAUAAAAGAUGUAAAUCAAGAGCCUGAUGUUUUUGCCACAGCUCCAUUCAAGGGCCCUAGGUUACCACAGGACGAUUCUGAUAUCUUCACUAAAGCUCCCUUUGCGGCUAAGGCCGUAUUAGCUGUUAGUCAAGUAGAAGAGUCUGAUGUGUUUCUCAGAGCCCCUUUUUCUAGAAAGAUUAGCAUGGAAGAAUCUACCCCAAGUAUCUCACCCCAACCUAACCCACCGCCUAUAGGUUUUGACAUGUUACUUGCUGGUAAUUCUACAUUCCGAAAUGUUGAUUCAGUAGUAGGAUCACCUUCCAUGAAGACCUCAUAUACUACAGGAAACCUUUACGCACAUUCCAAAAGAGCUGUAGAUUCAGUUGAGGCAUCUCCUUUUGCAAACUCCUCCAAAGACCCUCAUACACUGGAAAACCACAAAGUCCCAGGGCAUGAUGGUGCCCAAGAGAAUUUGUUUGGAACCGUUGUCACAAAGCCCUUUCGCCCACAGUCCUUGUCCAAGUAUUCCCGUCACUACAGUCCUCAAGAUGCCCAACCAGUGGCUGCUUUCAAAGUAGUAUCCCAUUCAGCAAAAGCCUCUGUGGCUGGAUCUGUUUCAAUAUCCCCUGUGACCUACAGGACUUCAGAUAUCACUAGUGCUGAUCCAUUUGGUUCUGCCCCUUUCCCUGCAAAACCUGGCAGAACAAAUCCAUAAGGCUAUAUUAUUGUGUUGUGGGUUGUUCUUCAAAUAAACUUUCUAUUAGGCCCCCUUCUCACAGCAACCCAUAUAUAAUAUAUGUAUAUUUGAAAGGCAUAUUGCAGUGCACUUACUAUGAGUUAACCUGUUUGCUGACCCUAUUGCUGUUGAAGAUGUUGCUUUUGUUAAGACAACACAAAUAUAGUUGUUGUUUUUUUUCUUCUCAUUCAUGAUUGUUUGGGACAUAUCUCUGAGCAGCCAUUAUUUAGGGAAAUGCACCAAUUUGUACAAGGUUCCUAACACCAAGUUCCACCCUUUCCAAGGUUUGGAUUUUGUUCCCAGUAAAGACAUUGGAAUCUGUAAUCAAAAAUGGUUUAUCAAAUCCUUUAGUAAAAUGUAGAAAUGUCUUCAACUUUUGUUAUUUCAUUUUAUAAUUUCUUUUAAUAUCUUUUUUUUUAUUAUUAUUAUUUUUCUCCACUGUUAUACAGUGUUCUUCCAUUAAAAGCACUUAAUAAUAAUGACCUCUCACACUUAAUGAUUGUCCCUUUAAGUCAUUUAGAGUUGAGCAUUUUGAGAGUGGAGUAGCAAAACUGAGCGGUGCAAUAUAUUGUUCAAUAACAUCUUUAUACACUUCCAAAAAAGAAAUUGGAAAACUACCUGUAGGACAUGUAUACAGUAUUGGGUUUUUAUAAUUAUCAAACAAAAUCCAAAUUUAAAUAAUUAUAUAUAUAUAGAUAGACACAGGGUACAUACAACAUAACAUGAUCCAGGUUAACAUAAAUAUUAUUUUAGGUGCCCUAUCUUCUAGGAUAUCUCUACUCCUAUAACCUAAGUUAGACAAAUGCCUGUAUGUGUCAUUGAUUGACCAGUUGCCGGUAAAAUAGGAGUGUUGGGAAAUAAACUGGGUUAUGCAAGCACACAUUACAUACCAUCAUAUGGUUGUCCUAUUAACCAAUGGUAAUAGAUUCAUUUUAGCUUAUGGUAUUGGUUCAGAUCAGUCGUCAAAUUUCUUUAAGCUAUUUGGGGAUUUGGGUAAACUUCACCUUACUUAUGCAUUAUAACUCAAGAUAAAUAUGUGAAUGUUUUUCUGCACCUCCCUGGCAAGAUGUAAGGUUUGUAUAUUACAAAAUAAAGUAAAUGUGAUGUCUGGUGUCA